Molecule: messenger RNA, 2896 nt
Organism: Gastrolobium bilobum
Lineage: Eukaryota; Viridiplantae; Streptophyta; Magnoliopsida; Fabales; Fabaceae
Product: mannosyl-oligosaccharide glucosidase GCS1
Exons: 22
Coding region: 100-2658 (852 amino acids)
Biological process (GO): oligosaccharide metabolic process; protein N-linked glycosylation
Cellular component (GO): endoplasmic reticulum membrane
Molecular function (GO): Glc3Man9GlcNAc2 oligosaccharide glucosidase activity
Source: RefSeq, a predicted model, not a curated record
UCACAGUGAAAGCUCCAAUAGCACUUCCGACUCAUUCACUACGCAAACACUUCCUUCACUUAAACCCAUGCGGCACUGUGAAUUUCUCAUCGGCGAAAAAUGACCGGAAGUGGAAGAAGAACCGUUCGGAAUAGAGUGAGAUCAUCCUCCGAUGCUGACGACGAUUCUCUUCGCGAAAGGAGAGAUAGGUUGAAGCGCCACAGAGUUAGGAGCAAAUACGGAAGCUCCAUUCCGAUAUUCAAUAAUGCUAAUCUCAAAGUCGUGCUCGGUGUCAGCUUCUUAGCAUUUUUCAUCAUCGUGUUUCUGAUCCGUCACGUCGUCAAUUCCGCCGUAGAAUCUCAGCUGCCUCGCGCUGUGACGCCCUUUCCUGCGCCGAAGAUAAUGGACCUUCCUCAGUUUCAAGGUCAGCACAAGGAGAGUUUGUAUUGGGGAACUUAUCGCCCCCAUGUCUAUCUCGGAAUUCGUGCCAGGACUCCAAAAUCUUUGAUUGCUGGAUUGAUGUGGAUUGGUGUGAAGGAUGGAAGAUAUCACUUGCGACAUGUUUGCAAACAUGAGGAUGGCCUAAGUACUUAUGGUUGGACAAAGCAUAAUGGACGUGAUUUUGGGCAUCAAGUACUAGUUGACCAUGGCAUGACCUUGGCUACUGGGUUUUUAAAAUCAAAGGGGGACGUUAGUGGUUAUGGAGGCGAUUGGGCAGUUCGAAUCGAUGUGCAAAUUGAUAAGUCUAAGUGGAAUGAGGAAUUUGGGAGUGGUGCCCAGCUCUUUUUCUACUUGGCUGAUGAAGGUAGUAAUGUUCUAGAUGUAAGUAGAGAGAACCUCAACAUUCAUGAGGAUUCUUUGCUCGCAUCUGGCUCUCGACCGGACAUUGGAGAUUGGCAACUACAUUUAAAAUCAACGGAUGAUUUGGAACUGCAUUAUUCUGGAUUUAACACUCCUCACUUUCACAAUUUGUCUGAUCUUGUUGAGGAAAAUCUUGCAUCGCAAAUAAGAAAGCAUGCUCGACUGCAGCUAUCUGACUCAUCAGAUGAUUCUCCAAAUGUGUUCGUUUUUCAGAUUAUUGGCGGAUUUCCUUUCACAACAGAUAUUGUACUUAUCUCUGGAACUGGUUCAGAAAGCUCAAGAGUAGAAGAGCGUGUCAGUAAUCUUACAGGCACCUCACUGUCUAAUCAACUGACAUAUAAAGAACAAGCAUUUGAUGAAAAGUUUGAGAAAAUUUUCAAUUUGGCUGAGAAGGUGGAUUCAGAAUCCAUAUCUGUUGGAAAGGCUGCCGUUGGAAACUUAUUGGGUGGCAUUGGCUACUUCUAUGGCCAGUCAAAAAUUGCUGUUUCGAGAAUCCCUAAUCUUAGAGAACAUCUUAAUUAUAUAUCAUAUUGGCCUGCUGAGCUUUACACAGCUGUACCAAGUCGAUCUUUCUUUCCAAGAGGAUUUUUAUGGGAUGAAGGUUUUCAUCAACUUCUAAUCUGGCGUUGGGACAUUCAUAUUUCAUUGGAUAUCAUUGGACACUGGUUAGAUUUGAUGAAUAUUGAUGGAUGGAUACCACGUGAACAAGUUCUAGGGGCUGAAGCACUGAGUAGGGUUCCAGAGGAAUUUGUUCCUCAGUAUCCAACAAAUGGAAAUCCUCCAACUCUGUUUUUAGCAUUAAAUGAUAUAAUUAAUGGCUUGAAGAAUAAAGAAUUUACUUCAAUAGAAAGAAGUGAGAUCUCUCUGUUCCUGGAGCGUGCCUUUGUUCGAUUGGAAGCAUGGUUCCAAUGGUUCAAUACAACUCAGUCAGGGAAUCAGAUGAGCAGCUACUAUUGGCAUGGACGGGACAAUAGGACAAUGCGUGAGUUAAAUCCCAAGACACUGUCCUCUGGGUUGGAUGAUUAUCCACGUGCUUCACACCCAAGUGCAGAUGAACGUCACUUGGAUCUUAGAUGUUGGAUGUUGUUUGCAGCAGAUUGUAUGCAUUCCAUUGAAGAACUGUUGGAUAAGGAAACCAAACCUGGCAGGAAUUAUGGUUAUACUGCUAAAUUGCUAUCAGAUCAUGAGUUACUGAACCAGAUGCAUUUUGAUGAUGCAUAUGGUGCCUACUUUGAUUUUGGAAAUCAUACAGAAAAGGUUCAACUUAAGUGGAAAGAAAUGGAGGUAGGACAAAAUUAUGAUGCUCGCCAGCUUGUCCGGGAUGUUUUGGAGAGGCCUGUGUUGAGAUUGGUUCCUCACAUUGGUUAUGUGAGUUUGUUCCCGUUCAUGGGGAGGAUCAUUCCAUCUGGAUCAUGGAUUCUGGAAAAGCAGCUUGAACUCAUUUCAAAUCGCAGCCUCUUAUGGACUGACUAUGGACUACGUUCUCUUGCCAAAACAAGUUCCUUGUACAUGAAACGCAACACAGAGCAUGACCCUCCAUAUUGGAGAGGUCCAAUUUGGAUAAACAUGAAUUACAGAAUUCUUUCAGCUCUCCACCAUUACUCCAAAGAGAAUGGGCCAUAUCAGGAUAGAGCUAAAGUUAUCUACGAAGAAUUGAGAAGCAAUUUAAUUAGAAAUAUAGUACGCAAUUAUCAACAGACUGGAUUUUUGUGGGAACAGUACGAUCAGAUUAAGGGUAAAGGAAAAGGGACACAUCCAUUUACAGGUUGGACGUCGCUUGUAGUAUUAAUCAUGGCGGAAGCAUAUGACAAAAUUUAGGAUAAAAACAGCAUGGAGACCAUAUGACAUAUCCCUCUUGCUCCCUUCUCGUCCUUCAUCCGUGAGUACCAACUAAAGGAGAAACUGGCGUUCAACGUUGUAGUGAAAAUAUUAAAUUUUAUAGAUUCUAGUUAAUGUUUUAGUUUCUGAAGCCUCCCAAAUCCUAUUAUGAUGGAUGAGGAACAGAUCAUAUGUGCUUGGUAGAAAUUUCAAAAUUCUCUAAUCAAAUUCCAUCCUA